UUCCGUGUUUCGCGAAUCGUUGCCACAAAUAUUUGCGGUUUUCGUGAAGAAUUUGAUUCUCGUAGGAUUUGGAAUGACAUGGGCCUUCCCGAGAAUCACCCUAGACGGUUUGGAAGACAGCAGCGAAAUAAUAGAGAUAAACGAGGAUCAGGUGGCUUGGAUAUAUAGUACGAAUUUAUUUUUCGUACCGAUCGGUUGCUUGGUUUCCGGUUUCUUGUGCAAGAGAUAUGGAAGGAAGAGAACUUUGCAGUAUGCCAACAUUCCAUUGGCAUUUGGUUGGAUGUUGUUUAGAUUCUCGAAAUCUUUGUGGCAAAUCUAUUUUGGUUUAGGAAUGUUCGGAUUCCUUUUGGGAUGCAUCGAAACUUCUGUGAUACAUUACACGUGCGAAAUAUCGAAGCCGAAGCUGCGAGGUUUCUUCGUGGCUUCUUCAACGCUCUUCUUCAUCGGAGGUGCUCUUUUGGAGGAUUUGCUAAGCUUCUGCUUCACGUGGAGGGACGUGGCUUUAUGCAAUUUCGUGUUUCCUUUAGCCGCAUUCAAUUUGGCUAUUUUGUUGCCGGAAUCGCCUCAAUAUUUGAUUGAAAAAGAAGAUUUCAUUGAGGCUCGAGAGAGUUUAGCUUGGUUUCGAGGUUGGGUGGAUGCUGAAGAAGUGGAGGAGGAAUUCAAAGAGGCGAUGAAAGAAGUUAAGAGCGAUAACAAAUUGAAUUUUUUUGCCGCUUUUUCGUUGAUCACGUUUCUGUUUUUGGUGCAGAGCUUCGGCGGAUCGGCGAAUUCCGAGAUCUUGAAAAUGGUCGAUUCUUCGCUUAACGUCGUUUUUCUGAAGAUCUUCGUGCACGUUUUGGAGAUCGUCGGUUGUUUGUUGUGCGCGUUUUUGGUGAAUCUUAUAGGGAAAAGACCGCUCACCUUCCUCACACUCAUCCUUUCAACAUUGUGUCUAACCUCCAUUGCGGUUUACGGAUACAUAAGAACUUUAUCCGAAUCCAGCUGGAUACCAUUAACUUUAACUUUGAUUUUCUUAGUAUUUUCGCACGCUGGUAUCCGAAUCCUUCCUUGGAUGUUGAUCGGAGAGAUCUUCAGCCACGAGAGGAAAUGUUUGGGUUCAGCUUUGUGCGCUGCUAUAGCCUACACCUCAAGUUUCCUCUCCGACAAACUUUUCAUACUAACCACCGAAUACCUAAACUUAACCCACGUUUUUUCCUUUUACGCUGCCAUAAAUUUUGUAGCUUUGAUAAUCCUGUUCUUCGUUCUACCGGAAACGGAAGGAAAGACUUUGGUGGAGGCCGGAAUCGGUGAGAGAAAACUCUCCCGACGUGAAUCCGCUGAAGAUUUGUUCCAGGUGAAUUUGACUCGCGACGAAAACAGUUACAAGAAAUUCGCCAAUUUCGAUUCUUCCAUUUAAGCAAUAAAA
This is a messenger RNA of Nicrophorus vespilloides, 1405 nucleotides long. Its product is annotated as facilitated trehalose transporter Tret1-like. The coding region runs from base 74 to 1396 and encodes 440 amino acids. NCBI's taxonomy places the organism in Eukaryota, Metazoa, Arthropoda, Insecta, Coleoptera, Silphidae. Gene Ontology annotation, molecular function: transmembrane transporter activity. The transcript is spliced from 3 exons. Gene Ontology annotation, biological process: transmembrane transport. The record is from RefSeq and is a predicted model, not a curated record. Gene Ontology annotation, cellular component: membrane.